AUGCCAUCUUACUUGGUGACAGGCGCCAACCGUGGCCUUGGAUAUGGUUUUGUGAAGUAUCUGGCCAAAACUCCAGAGAAUGUCAUCAUCGGGCUUGUCCGAGACAAAGCUGCCGCAGAUAAGUCUGUUGCUGCAGAUGGCCUCAAGAACGUCACCAUGAUCCAGGCCGAAAUCGCCGACCACAAGUCGCUGUUGACCGCCAGAGAAAAAGUGGCUCAAAUCACCGGUGGCUCCCUUGACUAUUUGAUCAACAACGCGGCGCUCAUCGACACAACAACUCAGGGCAGAGGACUCGACGACUUCGAAGAUGCACCCGAAGUCCUGGACAAAGGCCUAGUCGACUCGUUCAACGUCAAUGUCGUGGCAGUGAUCCACACCAUCAACGUCUUCCUCCCGCUCAUCAAAAAAGGAUCUGCAAAAAAGGUGGUCCUCAUCUCCAGUGGAAUGGCUGAUCCAGAUCUUGUCAACUCAGGGGUCUUUGCCGAUGGGCCUUACACCAUCAGCAAGGCUGCAGCAAAUAUGGCGAUAUUCAAAUACAACGCCAAGUACAAGAAGGAAGGCAUUUUGUUCUUUGCCAUCUCGCCCGGCGUCGUAGCAACCUGGCCGGAGGGAACACCAGAGCCUCCAGUGAUCGAAUCAUUCAGGCAGGGGAAUCCGGGUUGGAAAGGACCUCUGACUCCUCUGGAAUCGGCCGAGGCUUGUCUGAAGGUGAUACAUGAUUUCAACGCCGAAGAAAAUGGUGGCGCUUUUGUGUCUCACUGGGGCAACAAGCAGUGGUUGUGA
Messenger RNA from Fonsecaea multimorphosa CBS 102226, 783 nucleotides. RefSeq lists its product as uncharacterized. Gene Ontology annotation, molecular function: oxidoreductase activity, acting on the CH-OH group of donors, NAD or NADP as acceptor. Bases 1 to 783 code for a protein of 260 amino acids. The record is from RefSeq and is a predicted model, not a curated record. The transcript is spliced from 2 exons. Lineage: Eukaryota; Fungi; Ascomycota; Eurotiomycetes; Chaetothyriales; Herpotrichiellaceae.